AUGACAGCUGCGCCAUGGAUAUGUCGCAAUUGCACUUUGCGUAUCGUCCAGCCCCUUUCGAAACGUUUUAUUCGCCUCCAGUCGACAUUAGAAGCUGCAAUAUCAGAGUCGGUACCACCAGCGCUUCUUACUCGAGCCCGCACAGUCGCUUUAGAGCAUAAACAGUUGGCGGCGAAGCUUAACGAUGGAUUUGAUACACGCAUUGCAAAGAAGCUGGGCGAGUACAGCCCCAUUGUGAAUGCUUUGGGGAAAUGGGACAAGGCCAACGAGUCGGUCACAGAGCUCACAUCGUUGAUACAUGACUCCACGACGGAUCCUGAACUGCGGGAACUCGCUGCAGACGACUUGAUUGAGACACGGGAGCAACUCUCUGCGGCUUCGCAAAGUCUCAUCACGGCCCUCGUACCUGUACAUCCAUUUGCUCAUUUGCCAUGCCUCCUCGAACUCCGUCCAGGUGCAGGUGGCUCAGAGGCCGCCAUCUUCGCAGGGGAUCUCUUCCGCAUGUACUUGGCGUUUUGCAAUCGCAAUGGCUUCCGUACAAACCUGCUCAAGUAUGAGAACAUCAAUGGCACGUCAGAAGCCGGAGUGCCUCUCUCAGAAGCCGUCUUAGAGGUGGAGAAUGACAAUGCGUAUGGAGUUUUUAGGUGCGAAGCGGGUGUUCACAGGGUGCAGCGAGUACCGGCUACCGAAACAAAAGGACGCACGCACACGAGUGCAGUAUCGGUACAUGUAUUACCGAGCUUACAGGAGAACAAUUCCUCAGAAGAGAAUUUUGAUGAUCCUGACAGCGACUACUACAUCGAUGUCAAGGAAGUCAAGGUCGAAGUCAUGAGGGCAAGCGGUGCAGGAGGCCAGCACGUCAACAAGACCGAGUCGGCUGUGCGACUUACCCACCUGCCGACCAACACAGUGGUCGCCAUGCAGGAUUCCAGAUCACAGCACAAGAACAAGGAAAAGGCGUGGGCCUUGCUACGCUCGCGUAUCGCCCAAUCGCGGAGAGAACAGCGAGAAGAAGAAAUAUCUAACAUGCGCCGGAGCGUGAUUGGCGUAGCGAAGAUGGGGCGCGGUGACAAGGUCCGCACAUAUAAUUGGGGCCAGCAGAGAGUGACCGAUCAUCGAAGUGGGCUUACGGUGCACGAUCUCGACGAUGUGAUGGAGGGUGGGCAAAAUUUAGAGAAGGUCAUGGAGAGCGUACGCAGCUGGCUCAUGGAGCGAGACGUCGAGGCUCUUAUCGCCGAAGAAGGACAGGUUAAAUAA
Molecule: messenger RNA, 1257 nt
Organism: Plenodomus lingam JN3
Lineage: Eukaryota; Fungi; Ascomycota; Dothideomycetes; Pleosporales; Leptosphaeriaceae
Source: RefSeq, a predicted model, not a curated record